Messenger RNA from Polypterus senegalus (gray bichir), 895 nucleotides. Its product is annotated as ATP-dependent translocase ABCB1-like. The record is from RefSeq and is a predicted model, not a curated record. Gene Ontology annotation, molecular function: ATP binding; ATP hydrolysis activity; ATPase-coupled transmembrane transporter activity. The transcript is spliced from 5 exons. The annotation marks the transcript as partial. NCBI's taxonomy places the organism in Eukaryota, Metazoa, Chordata, Cladistia, Polypteriformes, Polypteridae.
CCACGGCCAAUUGACAGCAGUUCUAAAGAAGGACACAAACCAGAUCGGAUAAAAGGUGACAUUGAAUUCAAGAAUAUUCAUUUUAGCUAUCCAACAAGGCCUGAUGUAAAGAUUUUGCAGGGAUUGAAUCUGAAAGUGCAAAGUGGAACAACAAUUGCCUUGAUUGGAGCCAGUGGCUGUGGAAAAAGUACAACAAUUCAACUUCUACAACGAUUCUAUGACCCUCUAGGUGGAGAAAUUACUCUUGAUGGACAAGACAUUCGCACCCUUAAUGUCAAAUGGCUAAGGGAGAAUAUUGGCAUAGUAAGUCAAGAACCAGUGCUUUUUGCCACAACCAUUGCAGAAAAUAUACGAUAUGGCAGAGAAGAUGCAACAGAUGCAGAAAUUGAGCAAGCAAUUAAAGAGGCCAAUGCCUAUGAUUUUAUAUCUAGGCUUCCUGAUGGCUUAAAUACCAUAAUUGGGGAAGAAGGGGCACAGCUAAGUGGAGGACAGAAGCAGAGGAUUGCCAUUGCUCGGGCUAUUGUCAAGAAUCCAAAGAUUCUGCUCUUGGAUGAAGCAACCUCAGCCCUUGAUAAUCAGAGUGAAUAUAUUGUCCAGACAGCUUUAGAUAAGGUAAAUAAAAACAACUUCAAUUUCCUUACCACAGAAGUGGAAGCUCUUAUAAGGCUACUACCAGAAACACCUUUAGUUCUACUCCAGCUUACCAAGGAGCACUAUCAGGUCACCUCUAUACCCACAGAUACUCCAACAAGUACUACAUUUUGCAGUAGUCUCUUUGGGACCCUUAACUCUUUAGCAGAAUAUUACUGCUGCAGUCAAAGAGUGUUCUGGGAAACAAUUGCACCCACAGAGCUCGCCUAUAAGCAGGACUCUAUUGGCAUAGCAUGUCAGCUAG